This is a messenger RNA of Platichthys flesus (European flounder), 1561 nucleotides long. RefSeq names its product F-box protein 36b (gene fbxo36b). The record is from RefSeq and is a predicted model, not a curated record. Lineage: Eukaryota; Metazoa; Chordata; Actinopteri; Pleuronectiformes; Pleuronectidae. The transcript has 4 exons. Bases 156 to 866 code for a protein of 236 amino acids. Gene Ontology annotation, molecular function: protein binding.
UUAUUUAACGAUAACAUGGACAUUAAUUCAAAAGUUUCUCAGUUGUGUUUUUUAUUUGUGUGAUUUAAAUUUGACCUGAUAAAGAAGAGGCCAACUUUCCUUCCGACUUCUUGGCUGAGGACGCCGUGUUGCCAUGACAACGGCCGGACUUCAACAUGGCGUCCCUUCUCACGGAUCCUCUGCUGGAAAUCUGUGGCCGAGGACCUGCUCCCAACAAGAACUUCUACUAUCUCACUGUGAACAAGUCCGAUGUGAAAUGGAGAUGGUGGACGAUAUCCCUGCGAGCUGUGGACAGGUACGCCAAGCCUGGGGAACUGAGGGAAUCUCACCAGCAGUUCCUGGACAACACCUGGCUGCAGAGUGAGGUCAGUUUGGUUUUCGGUCGUCCAAUCCUUCAGUACGCCAAGGCUUUGUGCCAAGGCCAUUUUGAUUAUCUGGACAAGCUGCCCGACUCCUUGCUUCUGCAGAUAAUAAAUUAUCUUGAACUAGAGGAUGUGGGUCAGCUUGCACGAACUUCACAUAGGUUCAAGAAGCUAUGUGGGUCAGAGGAGUUUUGGGAGCAGGCGGUGCGCCGGCGCUGCAACACGGUUCCAGUUGACGUGGAGUCUCUGGCUGUCGAGGAGGGCUGGCGUGAAAUCUUCUUCACCAGCAAACUGCAGCUGCAGAAGAAGAUCAGCCGCAUGAGGCUGAGGAUGGAGGAGCAACGGGGCAGACAGGUUUCCUCGGAAAGCCCGGAAACAAACCAGACGUCUAGUUCGGAGGAAGAAUGUCAUCAUGGCCUCAUUGGUUUUGAUCAAAACUCUUGCUGUGUUGUGGAUCCUGACCUCAGCCCUGAGCCUGAGGCUGCCCCUGAUACCAGUCAGUGAAGAAAUUAGGUACAUUGGGGGGGGACACAAACACACUGUUGCAGAGUUGUGCACUGAGAAAUUGGUAAACGAGACAACAGUACGGAUACUAACACAUGACACCUACCUGAAGGUUGAGUUGGAUUCAGUGGCGUUUAAAGGUUAAGUUGCACAUUGAAACCCGAUCUCUAAUUUCCCCCUCCCUUUGUCAGCCUAUCAUACUGUGUUUAAAAAUCUACGGUGGCCUUCAGGUGACAUAUUAAUACAAGAGGUCCUCUGUCCUGUCGUACCAUGGUGGUGCUACAUGACAGACGCCAUAUGUCUCCUAAGAGAUCCCCCUAGAUCCUGCAUACUGGACGUCUGAGCCUUCUGUCCAAUUUCGACUUUGUACUGUUUCUUUGUUCCGAGAAAACUGUUUGUUUCAGGGCUAGUGUUAUAUUUGUAUGUCAUAUGUACACAUUCCUCUCCCAUCCAACUUUUCUGUAUCAAAUUUAUUUUUUACAUGAUUGUUCGGUAUAAGUUAUUGGAUAUUUGGGGGAUUUGUUUAAUUCAUAUUUCUACUGUGCCAUUACUUUUUCUGACUUAAUAGACAUUAACAAGACCAACAGAAGAUAUAACAGGAAAUUGUAUACUAUAUUUAUUGCUCAUUGUAAUAUACAAGUUACAGUAAAGAACAUUGUUCUCAGUUCUCAAGAAAUAAAGUUGUUAUACAGCUA